UGUCAUGCUCUUUUUCUCUUAUUUUGGUAGUCAUGUCAAUGACAUGGGACCAGAGAAUGAUACACGAAUUUCAGAAUUUCUUCUUCUGGGAUUUUCUGAGGAACCAGAAUUGCAGCCCUUCCUAUUUGGGCUUUUCCUCUCCAUGUACCUGGUCAUUGUAUUUGGAAACCUCUUCAUCAUGCUGGCCAUAAGCUCUGACUCCCACCUCCAUACUCCCAUGUACUUCUUCCUUGCCAACUGGUCCUUUGUAGACAUCUGUUUCACCUCCACCACCAUCCACAAGAUGCUGAUGAACAUCCAGACACAGAGCAAAGUCAUAACUUAUGAAAGCUGCAUCAUGCAGAUGUACUUUUUCAUACUUUUUGUAGGUUUGAACAACUUCCUCCUGACUGUGAUGGCCUAUGACCCCUUUGUGGCCAUCUGUCACCCUCUGCACUACAUGGUCACCAUGAACCCCUGGCUCUGUGGACUGCUGGUUCUGGUGUCCUGGAUCAUGAGUGUUCUGCAUUCCUUGUUACAAACCUUAAUGGUGUUGUGGCUGUCCUUUCAUACAGUCUUAGAAAUCCCCCCACUUUUUCUGUGAACUCAAUCAGAUGAUCCAACUUGCCUGUUCUGACACCUUUCUUAAUAACAUGGUGAUGUAUUUUGCAGCUAUCCUGCUGGGUGGUGGUCCUCUUGCUGGGAUUCUUUACUCUUACUUUAAGAUAGUUUCCUCCAUACGUCAGAUCUCAUCAGCUGAGGGGAAGUACAAAGCGUUUUCCACCUGUGCAUCUCACCUCUCAGUUGUCUCCUUAUUUUAUUGUUCGAGCCUAGGAGUUUACCUUAGCUCUGCUGUUACCCAGAACUCCACUCAAGUGCAGUAGCCUCGGUGAUGUACACAGUGGUCAUGCCCAUGCUGAACCCCUUCAUCUACAGCCUGAGGAACAAAGACCUAAAGGGGGCUCUAAAUGUAUUUUUCAGGGGGA
Messenger RNA from Neomonachus schauinslandi (Hawaiian monk seal), 965 nucleotides. RefSeq names its product olfactory receptor-like protein OLF4. Gene Ontology annotation, biological process: G protein-coupled receptor signaling pathway. The transcript has a single exon. NCBI's taxonomy places the organism in Eukaryota, Metazoa, Chordata, Mammalia, Carnivora, Phocidae. Gene Ontology annotation, cellular component: membrane. Gene Ontology annotation, molecular function: olfactory receptor activity; G protein-coupled receptor activity. The record is from RefSeq and is a predicted model, not a curated record. Bases 5 to 583 code for a protein of 192 amino acids.